UUUUUAAAUUUUCCCCAAUUUCUUCUCCGUUCUUUGCUUACACUAAACCCUAAAAAAACAGAUAGAAUUUCGAAAUCCAAAACGAAGAAUCGAAAGGAAACCGAAGCAGAUUCAGAGAAGAACAAACAAAUUAACCAACACCACCCCCCCCCAAAAAAAAACCCCAAUUUUUUUUGUUUAUAGGUGUUAGAAGGAGAAUUGGAUUGAAGAAAGUGCAGUAGUAGCUGUAGUAAUGGUGGCAACGACGAAAACGACAUGAGUAGGUUGUCGUUCAGGCCUCGUCCUCUCGACAUUCACAAGAAGCUUCCUAUCGUCAAGAGUGUCAAGGACUUCGAAGAUGACGAUGUCCCCACUACGGCCAACGCCGCCACCACUGCUUCUUCCACUCGCAAUUCCCACUUGCUUCGUCUCUCUUCCGAUGCAGCUGAACCCGAGGUACAUCAAGCCCCUACCAAGAAAGUGGCUGCAGAGAUACCUACUCCUCAGUAUGUAGUUGUGGAUACAUAUGAAAGAGACUAUUCCCGCACUUUCAGUCAACCAACAUCUUACUUACGUGGAAGGGGAGCUCGGGCUGAGCUUGGAGAAUUUGUUGAGUAUGACUUGGACAAUGAGGAUGACGAUUGGCUUCAAGACUUCAACAAUGAAAGGAAGAGUCUUGCACCUGAAAAGUUAGAGUUUCUUAUUUUUAAGUUGGAGGUAUUGGACCAUAAGGCUCGAGAAAGAGCAGGAGUUAUUACACCUACUCUCGGUUCACCAAUUCCUGUUCUUCUGCAACUGGAUGCCGCUAUUGAGGCUUUACAAGUUCACUCCAUCAGAUAUGCUGUUAUCCAGUCUGUUUAUAACUAUUGGAAAGAGAAGCGUGAAAGAUGGCAAAAGCCUAUUUUACGGCGUUUGCAGCCUCCUCCACCUGUUAAUGAUACCAAUCCCUACAAUGUCUUUAGGCCAAGGGAGAAAACCCACAGACUUCACACAAGAAGGAUGCAAAGGAGGGAAAACAAUGUACAAUCAUUUGAAAAGCUUCGUCAGGUCAGGCGGAACCUUGACCAAGCCAAGACCAUUCUAGAGGCUCUAAUUAAGAGAGAGGAGAAAAAGAGAGAAAUAAUGGAGACUGAAGUUAGCCUUCAAAGGAUCCAAAUGAAGUAUAAGCAUGAAACAGAGCUCCUGGAAGAUAGCUUGGUGCUUCCUGGAUUUCCACCCUUCUCUUGCAAGUUUGGUUCUAGCGAAGAAGAAUAUGUGGAUUCAGAUGACCUUGCAAACAGCCGUCCCCGUACACGGCCUCCUUCAAUACAGAAUCCUCCUUUCACAGACUCCAAUUUGGUUACAGUUCCCUCAGGAAGCAUGAAACAAGAGUUUAGGCGGCGACAUGUACCACAAGGAUGGCUUCAUAAAAUGGAUCCUCUUGAACCAAUCUUAUUGUUCACCAAACCUCUAGUUCCAGAGAAGCUGGCAGCUGCAGGCAUUGUACCGCCAUCUGAUUCAUCAACAAGAAAUAAUGUAUCUGCACCACCUUGUAAAUUUCGUGGACGAAUUGGCCGAGGAGGCCGAAUCAUAUUUGAUAGAUGGAAUCCAUUGUUGCAAACUCCGAUUGACUGUGGUAACUCUUUUUAUAUACCACCAAAACCCCGGUCUUCAACGUAUAAUUGAUGUAUUCACUUUGCAUUGCCCCCCAUUCUCUAACCAGGACAGCUGCCCACUGAAAACAGACCCAAUUCAUUUUUGUUUGAUUAUACGGUGGGAUCUGGGAUCUCAGGGAAUUGUAGGCUGAGUAACAUUAUGUUAGGCAUAGAGGUUGUUUGAUGCUGGGGCAGGGAGCCGGGUGUAUUGUAUAUUUUCAUUUUCAUCUGUUGAUGUUUGUUUAAAUUGUAUUUCUCUGCCUUGUCCU
Quercus robur (English oak) is the source of this 1882-nucleotide messenger RNA. RefSeq lists its product as uncharacterized. The coding region runs from base 256 to 1644 and encodes 462 amino acids. Lineage: Eukaryota; Viridiplantae; Streptophyta; Magnoliopsida; Fagales; Fagaceae. Gene Ontology annotation, cellular component: piccolo histone acetyltransferase complex. The transcript has 13 exons. Gene Ontology annotation, biological process: regulation of transcription by RNA polymerase II. The record is from RefSeq and is a predicted model, not a curated record.